Molecule: messenger RNA, 1125 nt
Organism: Penicillium chermesinum
Lineage: Eukaryota; Fungi; Ascomycota; Eurotiomycetes; Eurotiales; Aspergillaceae
Product: terpene synthase family protein
Exons: 10
Coding region: 1-1125 (374 amino acids)
Source: RefSeq, a predicted model, not a curated record
AUGCCUGAAUCACUGCAAUCAAAGCCCCUCCACGGGCAUGACUCGACUACUCUAGUUCAGUUACCUGAUCUAUUCAUAUUGUUUCUCUCUGAAGCUCCUGCAGUAAACCCUCACUAUGCUAACGUCAAGGGCGAGUCAGAGAAGUGGAUUGCGGAAACAUGCUGUAUGAACGACCGCUCCAGGAAAAUACUGACGAAGACCAACUUUGCCUUGUUCUUGUCUAUUGCCGCCCCCGAGGCCAGAGUCGAGGAGCUUCGCACCCUUUUCGACUGGGGAAACUGGGUGUUUCCAUUUGAUGACAUGUUUGACAAUGGUCACCUGAAAGAUGACGUCCAGAAUGGCCAAAUUAUGAUUGAUGCUCUGAUGCAUAGGAUGAGAGACGAUAAGGCAGAACUACCUGCUCCUCUCCAGAGCCCAUUAAUUGACGUUCAUAAUUCUGUUUGGGAGCGUGUUGUAGAGGGCGCCCCAAGGGGUGUUCAAAAGCGGUUUGCUAGAGCCAUGGCCGACUAUAGCCAUGGCGUUAUCAGCCAGGUAGAAGUUUGCUCAUCCGGAGAAAAUGUGUCGCUUGAGGAAGUACUUGCACUUCGCAGGCACUCAGCCGGUGUAUCUCCGUUGUUCCCUCUCAUUGAAUAUGCCCAUAGACUCCGUAUACCGGACCAAGUUUUUGAAUGUCCAAGUAUCAAAGAGAUUGAACGGGUUGGUAUUGACUUUGUCGUGCUGCAAAACGACAUUCUGUCUUACUGGAAGGAGGAGAAGGAAGGCGUGAUACAUAACCUUGUGGCAGUCUGCCGUAAUGCUGGGAUGUCGGCUCAAGCUGCAUUCGACCACUUGGGGUACAUGCUGCAGACUCGUUACCGGGAUUGGUACCUUGCCUUAGCGAGCCUGCCUAGCUGGGGAAACGAAAUUGACGCCGAGGUCCAAAACUACAUUCGAGGCGUUCAAAACGUGGUAAAGGCGAAUCUUCACUGGAGCUUCAGCUCAGGUCGUUACUUUGGGGACGCUGUUCAUGAAGUCCGCAAAACCAAGAAGAUCCGGGUUCAGAAGAGAGAGACAGAUUUUAUUCCACGAGGUGGCCCUAUCGACCGAGUGGGUACAUAUGAGCCUGUUCUCCUCUCACGGGUCUAA